Exophiala spinifera is the source of this 1749-nucleotide messenger RNA. RefSeq lists its product as uncharacterized. Gene Ontology annotation, biological process: transmembrane transport. The record is from RefSeq and is a predicted model, not a curated record. The transcript has 3 exons. Gene Ontology annotation, molecular function: transmembrane transporter activity. The coding region runs from base 1 to 1749 and encodes 582 amino acids. NCBI's taxonomy places the organism in Eukaryota, Fungi, Ascomycota, Eurotiomycetes, Chaetothyriales, Herpotrichiellaceae.
AUGGUCAUGGAAGAUGAGGUUGUACAGGCCUCGGAACCGCAGGCUGAUUCCAUGGUAGCUUUUGACAAAUCUCGUGGACUUCAGAAAAAUGAUGCUAGUAUAUCCGGACCACCGAGCAAUUUAGCGGAAACACCGACAUGGCAGAAGAUCGUGUUAUGGAUCGGCAUCAGUCUCACAUCCUACGCCAAUGGGCUUGAUAACUUCACCAUGUCCGUGUACCUAAAUACAGCGGCCUCAGAAUUCAAGGGCAUCGUCCAGUACUCUACAUUGACCGUGGUGCAAAGCAUGAUCCUGGCGGCAGGCAAACCGAUUUUUGCCAAAGUUGCCGAUGUUAUUGGUCGAGCGGCGACGCUGGCAUUCUCGGUGACCAUCUUCACGGUCGGUACCAUCACCAUCUCGUCGUCGCAGAACAUCAGCGGUCUGGCAGUGGGAAUGGUUUUCUUUUCCCUAGGCAACACCGGGGUCACUUUCGUCCUGCAGCUCGUGGUGGCGGAUCUAACGUCCCCUCGCUGGCGGUGCACCAUCUCUAACGUGCUGUCCAUUCACUUUAUCAUUAAUUUUGGCGUCGCGUCCAAGAUCACCAACGCGCUGGUGCCGCAGAAUUGGCGGUGGGGGGGACCUAUCGUUGCCGUCCUGGGAUGGCAGCAGUACCAGUCGGUCCGUCGAGGCGCCAUCCGCAAGUACCCUUACGAGGGGUUGGGAUUCUGGAGCUCCGCUUGGUCGUUUGUCGUCGACAUUGACCUUCUCGGAUUGAUGUGCUUUGCCGGCGGUUUCCUCCUUCUCCUCAUCCCCUUGACCAUCGCCGACAAGGCACCCGAUGGCUACAAGAGCGGCUAUAUCAUCGCCAUGUUUGUCCUGGGCGGGGUCUUGCUCCUGAUAUGGCCGCUUAUCGAACUCCGGAUGCCGCGCCCAUUGGUGCGACUGCGUACCUUCUUCACCAAUUUGGAUAUUAUUGUCCCUGCAGCCAUCCUCUUCGUCGACCAGUUUUCCGUGUCGAUGACCAUGACGCCAGCAUUCCAGUGGAUCGAAAUCACCCACGGUUGGAGCACAGGCGAUGCGACCUACUUCCUCUACACCCAGUCGGUGUGCCUAGUCGUCUUCAGUGUCCUGGCCGGCUCACUUGCCACGUACACCGGGCACUAUAAGCGGGUAUGUAACGCCGGCGCCUGCAUUCGCAUAAUGGGCCUGGGUCUGAUGUUGAAAUACCGCACAUCCCACGCUACCACAUUCCAAGUGGUGAUACCCCAGGUUCUCAUGGGCCUCGGCGGCGGGCUCAUGACUGCCAACAUGGCUGUAGUCGCUCAGGCUGCAGUACCCCACGAUGAGCUCUCCAUCGUGACUGGAUUCGUGCUGCUGAUUCUCGAGCUUGGCUCUGCUAUCGGCAGCGCAGUUGUCGGGGCCGUGCAACAGACGCUCCGCGCCAGCCUGCACCACUAUCUAGAUCCUGUCACCGGUGGCAACGCCACCGUGGUCAAUCUCAUCUACGCCGAGGGUAGUCGCGCCGUCGCCGAUUUCCCGUUGGGCGACCCAAUCCGUGACGCGACUGUCGACGCGUGGGCCGAUAAUAUGCACAAGAUGAUCAUCGGCGCAAUUACCCUGGCCGCGGUGAACCUCGUCACCUGUCUGAUUCUACCCGACCAUGUAUUGAAGGACAAACAACAGAAUAACGUGGAAAGCCGAAGUGUCGGAAUUCUGCCUCCACGAGCGGUUCUACAUGAGUCAAACCGACGCACAUACAGCGAAGGUUGA